Messenger RNA from Salvia miltiorrhiza (redroot sage), 2586 nucleotides. Its product is annotated as protein RTF1 homolog. The transcript is spliced from 2 exons. Gene Ontology annotation, molecular function: DNA binding; RNA polymerase II C-terminal domain phosphoserine binding. Gene Ontology annotation, cellular component: Cdc73/Paf1 complex. The coding region runs from base 287 to 2182 and encodes 631 amino acids. The record is from RefSeq and is a predicted model, not a curated record. Lineage: Eukaryota; Viridiplantae; Streptophyta; Magnoliopsida; Lamiales; Lamiaceae.
AAAAAAUCAAAGACCACGCCUUAUGAAAAUAAACGAGUUCUCGCACUCUAGAAGACUAGAACUCAUGGACGGCUCCGAUCCAUUAUUCCUAUCCAAUGGCUCAUCUUCUUUGUGUCUUUGACUUCCCUCUUUGCUUCUAACCUAGACACCCAUCCGUCUCAAAAAACAAACCUCGACACCCAUCAUAUUCUUUUAUACUUCUUGAGCCCUAAUUCCCCUUCUGCCUCGUCUGCAUCUUCAAUUCCAGAGUUUGGGGACACAGCAGCAGAUUCAAGAAAAGGUUUCAAUGGCGGACUUGGAGAAACUGCUCCUUGAGGCAGCAGGAAGGACAAGUACUCCUGGAAGGAACAGGCAUUCAUCUCCGCCAUCGAGGCGGAGGCGAAAAGGUUCAUAUUCUGACGACGGAAGUGACUCAAAAAAUGAUGAUUCAGAUGGUGAUCGUGGUUAUUCGAAUAGAAAGCCAUCAGGUUCGCAGGUGCCUCUAAAGAAGAGGUUGGACCCUGCAGAUAGAGAUGAUGACCGUAGUAGUCAAGAAGGUGAUGAGGAAGAUGAUGAUCGUGAUCAUGACAGUGACAAUGAUUCUGUUGGGAGUGAUUUAUACAAAAAUGAAGAUGAUAGGGAAAAACUAUCACAGCUUACAGAGCUCGAACGAGAAAUGAUACUAGAAGCUCGUGCAACCAAGAGAAGUGACCGAGAUUUGACUGAAAAGCUGAAAAAAAGGAAAGGCCAAGACAGAAAAGGAAGUCCCCCUAAAGCGGCUACACGCAGCAUGCGCUCAAAAGCUCAAAGGGCAGGUGCAUUGGAUGAAUUGGUAAAACGAAGAAGAGAAUCAGCCAAAGGAUCCGGCAGCCGAUACUCACCUGUGAAGAGAAGAUCGUUCACUGCUGCAACCUUGAGUAGCCCUAGCAGGAGUGAGAGUGGAUCUCGCAGUGAUGAGGGAGAUUCGACAGGUGAUGGUGGAUUGGCCGAUAGUGAUGAUGACAAGAUUUCAUCAGAGUCCAAGGUGCCAACAUUUGAAGACAUCAAGGAAAUCACAAUUCGCAGGUCAAAACUGGCAAAGUGGUUCAUGGAGCCCUUCUUUGAUGAACUGAUUGUUGGCUGCUUUGUGCGAGUUGGAAUUGGAAAGUCAAGGACUGGUCCUAUCUACAGGCUUUGUAUGGUUCGGAAUGUUGAUGCUACAGACCCUGAUCGACAGUAUAAGUUUGACAAUAAGACCACGUACAAGUACCUGAAUGUGGUUUGGGGCAACGAGAGCUCUGCUGCUAGGUGGCAGAUGGCUAUGAUUUCCGAUUCUCCUCCCCUAAGAGAGGAGUUUGAUCAGUGGGUUAGGGAAGUUGAGCGCAGUGGUGGUCACAUGCCUACCAAACAGGACGUUUUGGAUAAGAAAGAUGCCAUCCAGAAAACAAAUUCAUUUGUCUACUCUGCAGCCACUGUAAAACAGAUGUUGCAGGAGAAGAAAUCAGCCACGUGGAGGCCACUAAAUGUUGCAGCGGAGAAAGAUCGCCUGAGGAGGGCUUUGGAAGUAGCCAAGGAGAACGAUGAUGAUACAGAGGUGGAUAGGAUACAGGCGAGGCUACAAGAACUAGAGGCAAGCCGCCAGGUCCAGGUGAAAGAUUCCAAGGCAAUUAAGCUGGCAGAAAUGAACAGGAAGAACAGGGUCGAGAAUUUUAAAAAUGCAUCAGAGCUGAAGCCAAUUAACACUGGCUUGAGAGCUGGAGAGGCUGGAUACGAUCCUUUUUCGAGAAGAUGGACUAGAUCGAGGAAUUAUUAUGUGGCGAACAGCAAUGGAGGAGAAGCUGCUGGUGUGCCGAAUGGUGAUGCAGUUGCUGCUACGCGUAGUGAUAUUGGAGUAGGAGUAGGAGGAGGUCCAGCGUUUGCUGAGGUGGGAAUGGCAGCUACAGCUGCGGCCCUCGAAGCAGCAGCCGAUGCUGGCAAGUUAGUGGAUACAAGGGCUCCAGUUGAUCAAGGGACUGAAUCAUACAUGCUACAUAAUUUUGAAUUGCCCAUAUCGCUAGCCGUGCUUCAGAAAUUUGGCGGCCCUCAGGGAGCCCAAGCUGGAUAUAUGGCUAGAAAACAGAUGAUCGAAGCUACUCUUGGGGUAAGAGUGCCUGAUAAUGAUGGGAGGAGACACGCACUCACCUUGACCGUCAGCGACUAUAAGAGACGGAGGGGUCUGCUCUGAGUCCGCGCUUUAGCUCUCUCGGUCUCUGCCCGUGCUCGCCUUUGAACGUCCUACAUUUGGGUACAAAUGAAACCUUUAAACUUUGUUUCACUAAUUUAAGACGCUCAAAGCUUGUGAAUUUGGUGCUUGUACUAGUUCAGUUGUUGUGCUUGGUACCCUAAGCUAGCUAGGUGAAUUCUUAGUCUCUUGUUAUCUCUUCUGUUAUUCAUUUCUUGGAUGGGCUAUUGAUAUGUGCUUAGCGGCUUUCUAUUCCAUGUUAGCUGACAUGCUAAACCAAAUUUUGAACAUGAUAUCAGUUAUCAGGUUAGACUGAAUUUUCACCAUUGUAUAUAUACAUGGAAUAUUUUUGAAGCCGAAACAGAAUUGUAUAAUUAUUUAAGGCAAAACACAUUAAAAGUUCUUUA